AACCUAGCUACCUUGAAAAUGAUGUCCUUGCGCUGCGCUAAAGCCCACUUACUGGUCUCCGUGUCAUUAGCUUACUGUGUUGUGCAUUGCAUUGCCCCUUCAUCACAUCAUCAACAACAUUCACUUCAAUUUCUGAGUGAGUAAAUGGUGCGUAAUUUUCUUCUCAUUGCAAGAUUAACUACAUCAUUCACACACCACAGAAGUAACCCGAUCCAAUUGGGUUCUCUUCUGCAACACAAACACAAUGCAUCAUUUUUUUUCUUCAAUUCCUUCACUUCAGGAAUCUCUUCUGAUGCUGAAUCAGACGAUGAAAACCACCACAAAGGUGACACCUUUACUGUGUCUUACCUCAUCAACUCAUGGGGAUUGUCCCCAAAACUAGCCAGUGAACUCUCCAAUAGGGUCAAUUUGAAAAACCCAGAUGGCCCAAAUGCUGUUAUUAAUCUUCUCAACAAAUAUGGGUUUGAAAAAACCCAUCUUGCAAAACUUGCGGAGAUAAAGCCCUCCGUCAUUGCUGCAAAUGCAGAGAAUACCCUUUUGCCGAAACUCAAGUUCUUCCGUUCUAUUGGGAUUUCCAACGCUGACAUGCCUAAAAUCCUAAUUGCUAGCCAUCAUAUGUUGUUUAGAAGCUUGGACAAAUGCCUCAUUCCACGGUAUGAGAUUCUAAGUAGUUUACUUCGUGACAAAGGGGAAGUUGUUAGAGCUUUGAAAAAUGCCCCAUUUGGUUUUACGUAUGUUGACAUGAUGACACACUUGGUUCCAAACAUUAGGGUUUUGAGGGAAUCUGGCGUGCCUCAAGGUUCCAUAUCUUACCUGUUGAUGCAUUCUGGGACUCUAGCCUACAGGGACCAUUCCAAAUUUGUGGAAGCUGUUAACACUGCUAAGGAAUUUGGGUUUAAUCCUUUGAAAAGAACUUUUGUCGUGGGUGUUGAAGUUCUUGCCAAUAAGAGCAAAGCAGUAUGGGAAUCAAGGUUUGAGGUUUAUGAGAGGUGUGGCUGGAACCGCGAAAUAGCUCUUGGAGCAGUUCGAAAGUUUCCCAGUAUUGUGAAGUUGUCAGAGGAAGUGUUUAUAAAAAAAAUGAGUUUCCUAGUGAAGGAUAUGGGUUGUUCAUCAGAAGAUAUUGCUGAAUAUCCUCAAGUUGUAACGUACAACUUGGAGAAGAGGAUUAUCCCUAGAUUCUCGAUAAUCAAAAUGUUGAAAUCAAAAGGUCUGCUCAAGAAAAAUUUGCACUUCAGUGCCAUUAUUUGCAUAACCGAGGCAAAUUUUUUGGAGAAAUUUGUCAUCAAUUUUCAGAAAGAUUUGCCUUUCUUGCCAGAUUACUACAACAGUUUGGCAAAUCAACAGAAUGUAUUAUAGGCUUUGAAGGCUUUUGCUGAAUAAUGAGCAAUGAAGCACAAAGGAUGCAGCACAAUUUAAUGCUUCAGAUAUGAGUUUGUCACUUUGAAAAGGGGUGAGUUAUUCAUGAAUUACAGCAAAGCGUACCGCUCCACUAAUAUGAUUGAUAGAUUAUAUGAAUAUCAAGUUUGUUGAUUUGUUUCCUAUAUUUCCUUCCUCCGAGAGUGGACAGAGUACGUACUUUCAUUAAGUAUGCCUCAGUUAUUUUUGCUCAAGUUGGCUGUUAUGUUCUUGCCCACUUCUCAAUUUAGGUUGGCACAAAGCUUGGUAAUUUUACUGCUACCUAAUGUUAUACCAUUAUCAACAUAUCAUGUGUUCUGAGAAAUAUGAAAGUGAAAGUAAAAGUAAAUUACGAUUUAUUCAGUUGUUAAUAUUCAAUUUUUAGUAUCUAUAUUUGUACAGUGUUUUCCCCCCUAUCAUCUUGUGCAUGUAUUGAUUUACAAUGUUAUGAGUGUGAUUUUUGUACCAUAAAGGAGAGAAGCUACAGGGAAGCCUGAACUGAAAGCAAUAUACAUUUAUGCUUGAUAAUAUGAAUUCAGUUAGAAAUUCUUAUUUUGA
Glycine soja is the source of this 1953-nucleotide messenger RNA. RefSeq names its product transcription termination factor MTERF15, mitochondrial-like. Gene Ontology annotation, biological process: regulation of DNA-templated transcription; chloroplast organization. Gene Ontology annotation, cellular component: chloroplast. The record is from RefSeq and is a predicted model, not a curated record. The transcript has 2 exons. Gene Ontology annotation, molecular function: double-stranded DNA binding. Bases 145 to 1356 code for a protein of 403 amino acids. Lineage: Eukaryota; Viridiplantae; Streptophyta; Magnoliopsida; Fabales; Fabaceae.